GAGGGGGGCGUUGGAACGGGUCUCCCUGUCCGUCUUGGUCCUCCGCGGCUCUUCCCUCGAGCGGCAAUUAUUUAGCUAAAUAGACAUGAAGAUCUAAAUUAAUCAUUUCUAUGCGGAGCCAUGAACCAUUCCAACCCAAGCUUUUUACGAAACUAGCCCUCUCCCCAUCCCCCGCCCUACGCCUUCCCUUCCUCCAAGUUCCCCCCAAAUCGAUUUCUCUUCCGCCCGACGCCCGAUCUGGAUCCCUUCAAUCCCAUCAGAAAAUAAAGGAAGGAACUUUUGGGGUGAUUCGGUGAUUAAGGGAUCCAGCUCGAGCGUCGUUGCCGAGAUUUCUACUGGGUUUUUCGCGGAGAUUUGGGGAUUUUUGGUGGUUUCGAGACAGUGUUUUAGAUUUUCUUUAGGCGAGGGAUGUGGAGGAACACUGAAGCUCCAGCGGAUUCUUUCUACGAGGUCCGCCCGGAGUGCAGCGAUAUUCCAAAGAGCAAGUUCAAGAUCAGGGCGUGGCACAGGAGCUGAGGAUGUCUUGCUCUCAUCUGUUUACGCAGGCUGGAAAAACUCUGAGCACACGAAGAUGGCAGGCUGCAUUUAGUCCAGAAGGUCGCUUGGAUAUUGCCUCGGUCCUUAGCCGGAUACAGCGUGGGGGUGUUCAUCCUUCAAUAAGGGGAGAGGUUUGGGAGUUUCUGCUUGGCUGUUUUGAUCCUAAAAGCACUUUUGAGGAGCGAGAGCAGCUGAGACAGCGUAGGAGAGUACAGUAUGCUAGAUGGAAGGAAGAGUGUCGAGAGAGGGAUUCUCACGUUGGUAGUGGCAAGAUUAUUACAGCUCCAAUAAUCACUGAAGAUGGUGAGCCUAUUCAAGACCCACUGGUGCUUAUGGAAGCCACUUCAAAUGGUGGUGCUGAGAAUAAUGAACAUAGAGUUCAAGUUCCUUUGGAUAAGGAAGUAAUCGAGUGGAAGCUUACACUACAUCAAAUUGGUCUCGAUGUGCUUCGCACUGAUAGGACCCUGGUAUUUUAUGAGAAGCAAGAGAAUCUAGCAAAGCUCUGGGAUAUUCUAGCUGUUUAUGCUUGGAUUGACAAAGAUGUUGGCUAUUGUCAAGGAAUGAGUGAUCUUUGCUCCCCGAUGAUAAUUCUUCUUGAAGAUGAAGCAGAUGCUUUUUGGUGCUUUGAGCGCUUGAUGCGCAGACUGCGAGGAAAUUUUAGAUGCACAGAGAAAUCUGUUGGAGUAGAGGACCAACUUCAAAUUCUAGCAUCCAUCACUCAAGUUCUUGACCCAAAGCUUCAUCAACACCUAGAAACACUAGGUGGAGGCGACUAUCUCUUUGCUUUCCGUAUGUUUAUGGUAUUGUUCCGCCGGGAGUUGUCAUUUGGAGACUCAUUGUACCUUUGGGAGAUGAUGUGGGCUCUAGAAUAUGACCCUGAUACCUUCUCCAUGUAUGAAGAACCAGGGUUUCCCACUGAAAAAAAUGAGGGAUCUAAAGGGAAAGUAAAGUCGAUACGCCAGUUUGGGAAGUACGAGCGAGAGAAUAUGAAAAAUGGAUGCAAAAGUUCUGAAGCCCCUCUCCCCAUUACAGUUUUUCUUGUUGCUAGUGUUCUCAAGGACAAAAGCGCUCUGAUGCAGGAAGCACGUGGAUUGGAUGAUGUUGUUAAGAUUUUAAAUGACAUAACUGGAAAUUUAGAUGCAAAAAAAGCUUGCAGUGGGGCAAUGAAACUUCACAAGAAAUAUCUGAAAAAGGCCAAGAAAACAUAGCGUCCAAUGUAAAACACAGCUCCUCAAUACGGCUAAUUUUUCUUUCUAUCAGUUGAAUAAUAUAAAAUAACUUGCUCAAUGAUCUGGUGAUGGAGGUGCUUUCAUAUACAUUAAUUUUUUAGGGUCCGGAUCUGAUUUUCUUCUACAAACAAAGAAACGUCACUCCAGAAAUGUUUUGGAGUUGAGCUGGCAACUUGUAAGAUUAUCAAUAUGUCAGUGUUGUAUUCAUCUCAACUCAUUGUAUACACAAAACGGUGUAAAUUACCAUUGUUGCAACAUGUACCACUUAAGAAGAACAGGAAAUGCUUGGAGACUUCUUAGUUUUAAUAAAAGUUGAAAAGAAAAAUUCUGGGC
Messenger RNA from Phoenix dactylifera (date palm), 2099 nucleotides. RefSeq names its product rab GTPase-activating protein 22. Gene Ontology annotation, biological process: activation of GTPase activity. The record is from RefSeq and is a predicted model, not a curated record. Lineage: Eukaryota; Viridiplantae; Streptophyta; Magnoliopsida; Arecales; Arecaceae. Gene Ontology annotation, molecular function: GTPase activator activity.